UGGCACUGACCCCGACUGGGAGCCCCCAGUGCCAAUUUGUCCAUCCCCCUCUGAAGCUGGUUCAUCCAGCUGUACCCCUGCUGUCUCUGGCUCCACACCUCCCGGGCCAUCUAGAGGUGUGAAGAGGAAGAGGGGAAGUGUGCCAUCCGCUAACAGAGGGACAGAAUGGCGUUGGCACACCGUCCUAGAAGACGAUGUGGAGCCACCCCAACCAACCUUUAGGCCGAAAAGGAAGCCAGGACCUCAGCUAAACAUGACUGCUACGUACAGCCCCCUUCAGCUUUUUCAGCUGUUCUUCACCCAAUCCGUUGUAGAGUCGCUCGUGUCUAACACGAAUAAGAAUGGGAAGAAGAAGCAAGCAGGCAAAACGGCAGCAUGGAAGCCCAUAUCCACGUCAGACUUUUUCUGCUACCUUUCUCUGGUCAUCUACAUGGGGCUGGUGAGGCUGAAAAGCCUGAGGGACUACUGGAAAACGUCAUCUCUGUACCAACUGCCUUUCCCCUCGACUGUUAUGUCCUGCAAAAGGUUUCUGGAUCUCUCCCAGGCGCUUCACAUCAGUGACCCAAAGGUUGAUGAAGAGAAUGAGAAGAAGAGAGGCACAGCGAGGUUUGAUACACUGUGCAAAAUCAAACCUCUCUACCACAGCAUUGUUGGGGCCUGCAAGACGUACUUUCAGCCAGCCCAGAACGUGUCAAUCAAUGAGAGGAUGGUGGCCUCAAAGGACAGCAUUGGCCUCCAACAGUACAUGAGAAACAAACCAACCAAGUGUGGUCUGAAGCUGUUUGUGUUGGCUGAUGCUGCGUGUGCCUACACGUGCAAUUUCUUGGUCUACGAGGGGAAGAACAGUUUCGCUUACGACCUUAGGAAGCGGGGAGUGUGGGCUUGUGGCACCAUUCGUACCAACAGGGUGGGCUUCCCGAAGACGAAGGUGAACGACAUGCCUAAGCGGGCUGAGCGGGGGACCAUGCGAUGGAUCCGUGAAGAUGGCCUGCUGUUUGUAAAGUGGAUGGAUACCAGAGAGGUGGUGAUGUGCUCCACUAUCCACAAGUCCUUCAGUGAGGAUUAUGUUGUCAGGCGUGUGAAGGACGGUGCCGGAGCGUGGACCACCAAAAAUGUCCCCAUUCCUGCAGCCAUCAAGGACUACAACCAGAGCAGAGGAGGUGUAGACUUGUCAGACGUGCUUAUAGGCUACUACAAUGUUCUACACAAGACAAUGAAAUGGUACAAGACAUUGUUUUAUCAUUUCAUUGACAUUGCUGUGGUGAAUUCCUUCAUCCUACACAAGGAAAUGGCUAAGAGCUGUGGACAGCCCCCCAUCUCACAGCUAGUCUUCAGGGAGCUGCUCAUCAAGGAGCUUGCUGCCUACAGCAAGUCCACUGCAUCACAUUCUGCCACCUCUGCCGCCUCUACUCCUGCCUCCAGUGGUGUUCAUAUACCACAGUUCAUUACUGCAGGCGUGACUGUACCUCAGAGGCAAAGGGACGGAGCAUGGAGGCGUCGUUGUGUUCUUUGUCACAUGAAGUCCCCCAUCAUCUGCACCAGUUGUUCAGUUUGCCUCUGCUUUGUAGCAGAAAGAGACUGCUAUGGGACAUGGCACAGGCAGAAAAAUAUUCUGUUCUAAUAUUUAAAAAAAUAUAUAUAUAAUUUUUAUUGUGUGUUAGAAUAGAUUUUUGCUAAGUUGUAUAUAGUUAUUUGCACUGUUGUAUAUAGUUAUAGGUCAUUUCACCAAUUCGGCCACUUGGGUACAUUUGGGCAACCUGUGUGGGACACCUGGGUGACUUCAUGCUAAAUGUCAUGUAGCUCACCCAUUCCUGAAGUUUUCAGUCUGAAACUUUGCACACCCACAGUUGCCCUCUUGUGUUAUCCAUCUAAAUUAUCUCCAGCAUCCUAUCUGACUGUGUGGCUAUUGCAGUACAUAU
Oncorhynchus masou masou (cherry salmon) is the source of this 1919-nucleotide messenger RNA. Its product is annotated as piggyBac transposable element-derived protein 4-like. Lineage: Eukaryota; Metazoa; Chordata; Actinopteri; Salmoniformes; Salmonidae. The record is from RefSeq and is a predicted model, not a curated record. The annotation marks the transcript as partial. The transcript is spliced from 2 exons.